This is a messenger RNA of Ruditapes philippinarum (Manila clam), 468 nucleotides long. RefSeq names its product proline-rich transmembrane protein 1-like. NCBI's taxonomy places the organism in Eukaryota, Metazoa, Mollusca, Bivalvia, Venerida, Veneridae. The record is from RefSeq and is a predicted model, not a curated record. The transcript has 3 exons. The coding region runs from base 151 to 453 and encodes 100 amino acids. Gene Ontology annotation, cellular component: membrane.
UAAAUUCUUGUUGAUGUAGUGUGAUUGGGCAAAUUUUCAUUGCGAAAUAUUAUCUGGCGGAACAAUUUGCUACACUAGUCUUGCGGUGACUUGAAAUCGUUUAACAUUUAAUUAAAACUUGUGGAUUUAAACAUUUGAAAAUCAACAAACAUGUCAGGUUACCCUCCACCACCAGCUUACCAAGAGCAAAACAAAGGAGUUUCGAGUGCAUACCCACCCCCAGGGACAGGCUAUCCUUCCCAAGGGUACGUUCAACCAGGGUACGGCCAGACCGGGUAUACCCACCAAUCAACAACGGCAGUAGUUGUGACACAGCCAGGAUAUGCUGGCCAAGUGGUAGCAAUGCCAAGACCUCCAGAUUACAUGGUCGGCUCAAUCUUUGCUUGUCUCUGUUGUUUUUGGCCGACAGGAUUGUGUGCUAUAUACUAUGCAUUCCAGGUGAGUGACACAUAAAGUUGGUUAUUCAUG